GCGGCUCCGCUCCUUCUUCCCAUCGGCCUCGGCUUGCGGGCCUUUCAAACAUGGAGGAGCGGGAGCGGGGGGCGAGGUCGGCUCGCGCCGCGAGUCCCGCGCGCCCGCCCAGCCCGCGGCUGGAUGUCAGCUCUGACAGCUUCGAUCCGCUGCUGGCGCUGUACGCGCCCCGCCUGCCUCCCAUCCCCUACCCCAAUGCCCCCUGCUUCAACAACGUGGCGGAGUACGAGAGCUUCCUCAGGACCGGGGUCCGGGGCGGCGGGCGCGGGCGGGCUCGGGGCGCGGCCGCGGGCUCGGGGGUUCCUUCCGCGCCCGGGCCCUCAGGCAGGACUCGCCGCCGCCCGGACGCGCCCGCCCCGGACCCCGAGCGCAUCCAGCGUCUCCGCCGUCUCAUGGUGGCCAAAGAGGAAGGGGACGGAGCCGCAGGAGCGGGCCGGAGGGGUCCCGGUCGAAGCAGGAAGGCGCCACGCAACGUGCUCACGCGAAUGCCCUUGCACGAAGGCAGCCCUCUGGGUGAACUCCAUCGCUGUAUCCGCGAGGGGGUGAAGGUGAAUGUUCACAUCCGCACUUUCAAGGGACUUCGGGGCGUCUGUACAGGCUUCCUUGUUGCAUUUGACAAGUUCUGGAAUAUGGCACUUACUGAUGUGGACGAGACCUACCGAAAACCUGUCCUAGGCAAAGCAUAUGAACGGGAUUCUUCACUGACUCUCACUAGGCUAUUUGAUCGACUGAAACUUCAAGAUUCCUCCAAGAAGGAAGCAGAUUCUAAGUCUGCAGUUGAAGAUUCCACUCUGUCUAGAUACUCACAGACAUCCACUUGGAAGUUGGCUUCAGUGUGGGGAAGAGGAGACACUGACCGGGGCUCACACAAGCGUUCCCGCUCUGUCCCUUCUUCCCUGCAGGCCUCUGCAAGGGAGGAGUCCAGGUCAGAGCUGUCAGGGAGGACUACACGGACCGAAGGCUCCAGUGUGGGAGGUACCUUUUCCAGGGCUACCACCCUUUCCAGAGGCCAGUCCCGUAAGAAAAAGCGAAAGCCCAAAGUGGAUUACCAGCAGGUAUUCACUCGACACAUAAAUCAGAUUUUCAUUCGAGGCGAGAAUGUCCUGCUGGUUCAUCUUGCACAGUGACCAGCUCAGCCUGGGCUUUGGUUUUUAGAAAUAAAAUGCAUGAAUUGCUGCUAUGCUGUAUCCUAGUAUCCCAGUGAAACUCUGAGUUGGAAUGAUUCCCUCUGGUCCUGCAUAAGCAGAGGACAGAGCAGGCUCAGCCACCUGGAAGAUGAGCUCAAGGGGAGGACAGGCCUUGGGAGGGCGGGCAUUUGCAUUAAUAUCAAGGCAAAAAGCAUACAUAGAUACAUGCAUCUGAUUUGGUAUCGUGAUUUACUUCAGACCCUGAAACCAAAUAUCUGAUCUUCCAUUAGACUUAGGGGUCACAAUAUGAGUGGAACUUACUUUUUAGAGACUAUAGGGGAAAGAAAUCUCGAAAAGAAGUAUUGCAUGUCUGAAAGCUAGUGCCCUGAGUACUCAUGAAUUCGAUUCCAAGAGUAGCAGUGUAAGUUGCCUUGGAGCCCUGCAUUCACAUCUUGUAACUAACUUUUGAAUUUUGCCUGACAUGAUUCUCUCUUGAUGAAGAAAUGAAAUGUAUUGUCUUUGAAUAUCUACAAGAUCUAGGAAAGUUACCAGCUUAUGUAGGGUGGAAUUUGGAUAGGUGGUGGUGCUCACAGCAGCCAGCAACGAGUGUUCUGUUUCGAUCCUUCUUCUUCUUAUGGAAAGGAAUACAGGACCUCUUCAGUCUUCCCCUUACCAGAGGUAGCCUCUGCAAAUGGCAUACCAGAUGGGACUCUAAGAUGCUUGUGUGGUGGCUUCUUGUCCUUCUCUUUGACUUCUGUGGCAUGGUGCUAGUGCAUGUACCCUGUGGUAUUGCCCCUCUGUCCGUAGUGUGAACUGUCCUGUGAACUUUAUGUCAGGAGACUGUGACCUUCAUGUCCAGCUUCAAAGAGUUCUUCAUGAACUCAGUAAUACACAUCACAUGGCUGAGAGUCCGCUUUCCAGGCAGGGCCAGCAUGUGUAGAAUAUCUUUCAGAAUGUUCACCAUGAAACAGGGGUGGUAGAUGUAUUCCCUUGUGUCGGGCCAAAGAAGUUCUUACAAAGUACAGUGGGUGGUGUCUAAAGGGACACUUUACUCACAGCCUGGCUUGAGUAACAGGAACACCAUAGCACCCGCAAAUACUUCUACUUGAAUCAUAUUCUGUGCUUUUUCAAUCACUAGUGCAGAAUAGGCUGCAUCUUGACACAGACUGUUAGGCAAUAUUGAUUUUUUUGUUUUGUUUUUAUUUGGUUUUAUCUGAGAUAACUCAUGUUCAAGGUGGGAAUAAGAAAUAGCCAACUAAUUAAAAUGUAUGAAAAGAAAA
This is a messenger RNA of Macaca mulatta (Rhesus monkey), 2407 nucleotides long. RefSeq names its product LSM11, U7 small nuclear RNA associated (gene LSM11). The record is from RefSeq and is a predicted model, not a curated record. Gene Ontology annotation, molecular function: U7 snRNA binding. Lineage: Eukaryota; Metazoa; Chordata; Mammalia; Primates; Cercopithecidae. Gene Ontology annotation, biological process: mRNA 3'-end processing by stem-loop binding and cleavage. Gene Ontology annotation, cellular component: U7 snRNP.